AUGGAUGAUAUACUUCAAAAAUUGAAUAUUUGGGGAUCUUGGUGCAGGGUGGUUCAGUUUUCGGAAACUGACUUACCAGUUGGACGUGUGGGGCAUACUGCUCAUGUUUUACCCUUAGACUGUGACCCUAUUGGCGAAAGAUUAUUAAUUAUCAUAAUUGGUGGCGCGGAUCCUUCAAAAGUUCUCAAUGAAGCUUUUGCUCUCGAUAUGGUAUCCCUCAAGUGGUACACUGUUGGUGUGGCGGAAGGAAUAGAUUUUCCUAGUUUGGGCAGAUACGAGCAUAGUAGUGCAAUUUUAUGCGAUCAGAGACUAUUGAUAUUCGGUGGUGCAACAAAGUCAGGUCCUUUAUGUCAACUACUUCGUUUACAAAUCGAUGUUCACUCAACAAUGACGCCUACGAUGGCAGCAACAACAUUGAAUUCAUCAGUUCCACCUGAAAUACAGUCAAUUAAUGCGAGUAUAAAGCAGGAUGACAAUCAAACUGCUAUAGAACAAUUUAUCUGGAAACCUCGUACACAGCAUUCGUCAGUUUCACUUACUGAACAUGAUCAACUUUUGAUAUUCUCCGGUGGAGAUAUUGGUAGUCAAACAGUACUUGAUGAGAAAGUGUAUAUGUACGAUAAUGUAGUGAAUUCAUGGACGAUAAUACCAGUUGAAGGAAUAUCACCUUGCUCACGAUUAGGUCAUUUAAUAUUGUAUGAAUCUCCAUAUGAGUUAAUCAAUUCUACUUCUGAACGUAUUCCAAAAGGAAAUUUGUAUAUACAUGGAGGAAUGGCUGGCGGAGAACUAUUUGAUGAUCUCUAUGCCUUGCAUUUUGAACAAACAAAUAAUGAUCUAAAUUUUAAAGGUGUUUGGAAUAAAUUAUUUCCUACUAUUCAUCAAAAUACAAUGGAUAAACAAGAUUACUCAAGUUCCAGAGAUCUUAUAUCUGCUAAACUUGUUUCACCAGGUCCACGUGCUGCUCAUGGUGGUACAAUUUUAACCAAUAAAAUUUUUGGAAUUGAUAAGAGUAAAAUAUUGAUAUUUGGUGGAUUUUCGUCUAGUGGAGCUCUAAAUGAUAUGUUUUGCUUCGAUACAAACUUACGACAAUGGAGUGAAAUAAGAUAUGAAACUUCUAUAUUGCCUGGUCCACGUUUAGAUUUUGCUUAUUGUAUGUUCACAUUGAUAGUGGAGAAAAAUAAUUCGAAGAUCAAUUUGGCAAGAGUGAAAACAAAAUCACAAAAAGAUGAACGAGUUGCUGAUGACAACGAAGUCGAUGAUAAUGACAAGUAUUGUCAAGAUUAUUUCUUCAUUCAUGGUGGUAUGGAUAGUCAGGGUACAGUGUUUAAUGAUGCCUACCUUAUUUUACUGACUGAAUAUCAGUUAUCAAAUCCAAUGAAUUUUCAGACAAUUAUCGAUCGAAAUGAUUCAAUUACAAAGUGUAAAAAUGUAUAA
Messenger RNA from Heterobilharzia americana, 1434 nucleotides. The record is from the annotation of a GenBank genome assembly. Lineage: Eukaryota; Metazoa; Platyhelminthes; Trematoda; Strigeidida; Schistosomatidae.